GGACACGCGCCGUUCAUGCCCAUGUGUGACUUCUGUUCCCAGUCGGUAGUAACCUUAGGAGCUGCUGCUGGAGGAGUGCUAGGAGGCUACGCUGUGGAUAAGCUUGGGCGAAAGCUGAGUCUGAUGCUGUGCUCGGUACCGUACAUCUUUGGGUUUAUGAUGAUCAUCUCUGCCCACAAUGUCUGGAUGCUUUACUGCGGACGAAUACUGACUGGCUUAGCCAGUGGAGUUACUUCACUUGUUGUUCCAGUUUAUAUAUCAGAAAUAUCACAUUCAAAAGUUAGAGGAACACUUGGCUCAUGUGUUCAACUGAUGGUGGUAACUGGCAUACUGGGAGCUUAUGUUGCAGGAAUAGCACUUGAAUGGCGCUGGUUGGCUGUGCUUUGUUCUUUCCCACCCUGCUUAAUGGUCAUAUUCAUGUCCUUCAUGCCUGAAACGCCUCGGUACCUGCUGAAUCAAAACAAACACCCAGAAGCCAUAGCUGCUUUAAAAUUCCUACGGGGACCACAUGUGGACCAUGAAUGGGAACGCAGGCAAAUUGAAACUAGUGCGGAGGAGCAGCAUGGACUAAGUCUAGCAGAAUUUAAGAGUCCAUCAAUCUACAAGCCAUUCUUUAUUGGUGUGGCACUGAUGUUUUUCCAGCAAGCAACAGGGAUUAAUGCAGUUAUGUUUUAUGCAGAAAUGAUCUUUGAAGAAGCUAGCUUUAAGGACAGCAGGAUGGCUUCAGUUGUUGUGGGUUCAAUACAAGUGUGUUUUACAGCUGUGGCUGCACUUAUCAUAGAUAAAACGGGACGGAAAGUACUACUUUGUGUAUCAGGGAUUGUCAUGGCUAUCAGCACUGCAGCAUUUGGAUUUUACUUUAAAAUGAUCCUUCCAAAUCAAAACAACUCGUCACAUCCUGACUUCCUGACCACUCCAAAUUGCAUAUCCUCAGUAGCAGAGCAUGACCUAACCUGGCUGGCGGUAGUGAGCCUGGGGCUCUUCAUCACUGGUUUUGCCAUUGGUUGGGGUCCCAUUCCAUGGCUGGUGAUGUCUGAAAUAUUCCCACUUAAAGCUAGAGGCUUUUCCAGUGGUGCCUGUGUUCUAACAAACUGGCUGAUGGCAUUCUUGGUAACAAAGGAAUUUAAUGAUCUUAUGGAUGUCCUGACUUCCUAUGGCACGUUCUGGCUUUUCUCUGCCUUCUGCAUCCUAAAUGUAAUGUUUACUGUUCUUUGUGUUCCUGAAACGAAAGGAAAGACAUUAGAACAAAUUGAGGCUUAUUUCCAAAGAUCUUACACCUGAGGUUCUUGAAUUCAGUGGGAAACUGAGAUGUACUGUUUGUUAUUUCUUGUCAGACAAAACUGAGGUGACUAUUUGGGUUAGCUGUGAAUGCUUCUAUGUGGUUGAACUUGGUUCAGAACAACUUCUAAUCCCUGUUUAAUGAACUGGAGGGGAUGACACUGUGCAUACAUAUGGUUGUGUAGCAGCAUCUUUCAGGGUCACAGAAGCAACUAUUGCCAGUUCACUUAAAAUGCAUCCCUUUUCCCAGGCCUUGAGCUGUGGCGGUUAGUCAUACAAUUCUGCUUCUCAUUGCAGUGUCGCCUAAUACAGAGUAGCCAUAAAGUCUGAAUAGGCAAUUGUAAUGCAGGAAGUAUGCUGUUUUCUCUCCUACACUCCAUAACCUGCAUAGCUAACACAGCAACUUCCCUGUCCAAGGACACACUGCUAUCUGUUGUGUUGUAUGUGAUGCAAGUGAAACUGAUCCUGAACUCUGAACAGCACCCAUUCAGUACCACCGAAUCUUUUGCUUCCCUUUCUUCUACUUCGGACCACCAUCCAUGGCUGCUGAACAAAAUGAACUCUAGGCCCUUUGGCAGCAGAAGGGCUCUGUAUACAGUGCGAGAACUAUUUCAAAUGUUUAAAGUUGUUCAGUAACUUUAGCAAGGAUAGAAGAAGCCUCCAGGAACUAGAACAUCUGAAAACUGUGGUUUAAUGGCUCUGACUUGCUGAGGUCUAAUCAUUUGGAAGAAGGAUAAAGAGGGCCUUCUUCCUGUGAUUAAAUGGGUUGGCACUUCUAGCUGUGCUGAAACUGUUGGACAACAGGUAUAUUGUGUAGAGGCCUUUCCCUUAGCUGAAUAAGCUGUAUCUGAGUCAUGGAAGAAACCUACAAUACUAUUAUGACACUGAAAGAUUUUGAUACUUUGAGUCAUCUGGUCAGGUGAAGACUGCUGUCCUGCUAAACUGUGCAUCUCCGUCUUGGACUCUGGCUGGUGGUCUAACAGUUGGGUGUUUUGUAGAGAACCCUCUGUGCCUGACAGAACUGACCUCCAGGAUUGACACCAGACACUUAAAACUACUUCUCCACUAAAGAAGUUUAAGUUACUUGAGUGAAUACUUGAUUAAUAGCUGCUGAUUCUUUUUCAAGAGGGACUUGCAUAUUUGCACAAUUUCAACAGACUUCCAGCAACACACUAACAAAAUAAACUUUUUCUUUCUUUUGCGGGUAAA
Molecule: messenger RNA, 2487 nt
Organism: Alligator sinensis (Chinese alligator)
Lineage: Eukaryota; Metazoa; Chordata; Crocodylia; Alligatoridae
Gene: SLC2A8
Product: solute carrier family 2 member 8
Exons: 8
Coding region: 16-1281 (421 amino acids)
Biological process (GO): transmembrane transport
Cellular component (GO): membrane
Molecular function (GO): transmembrane transporter activity
Source: RefSeq, a predicted model, not a curated record